Colletotrichum karsti is the source of this 1782-nucleotide messenger RNA. RefSeq lists its product as uncharacterized. The record is from RefSeq and is a predicted model, not a curated record. Gene Ontology annotation, cellular component: nucleus. The coding region runs from base 1 to 1782 and encodes 593 amino acids. Gene Ontology annotation, molecular function: transcription coactivator activity. Gene Ontology annotation, biological process: transcription by RNA polymerase II. The transcript has 5 exons. Lineage: Eukaryota; Fungi; Ascomycota; Sordariomycetes; Glomerellales; Glomerellaceae.
AUGGCGGGCAAGAAGGGAGCAGGCGAGAACAGCAAGAAGGCUGCCGGGAACGCCCGCAAGGCCGACGCUGCCGCCCAAAAAGCUGCCGCCGAGGACGCGAAGAAGGCCGCCGUCGAGGAUGCUGAGUGGUCCAAGGGCUCCAAGAGCAAUGCGAAGAAGGAGGCGGAAGCUGCCAAAAAGGCCGAGGCGGCCAAGAAGAAGGCCGAGCGCGAGGCCGCACUGAAGGAGGAAGAAGCCAGCUUGCCGUCGCGAGCCGGGCCCAAGAACGCCAAAACGGCCGUCAAGAAGACCCGCGGGCUCGAUCUGUCACAGCUGGACGACAACGGCGGCUCGCAGGGUGCCCUCAACGCCUCUGGUAUCGACAACGCCCUCGACGCCCUCUCGCUUACCGGCUCUUCCGACGCCAAGAUCGACAGACACCCCGAGAGACGCUUCAAGGCUGCCUACGCUGCCUUCGAGGAACGUCGCCUCGAGGAGAUGGAGGCCGACGGCUCGGGCAAGGGCCUGCGUCUGCAGCAGAGGAAGGACAAGAUCAGGAAGGAGUUCGAGAAGAGCCCCGAGAACCCCUUCAACCAGGUCAACGCCAAGUUCGACUCCACCAGGGAGGAGCUGGCCCAGCUGAAGGCGAGCGAGAAGCAGAAGAUUGAAGCCAGGCUUGGUUCCAACGCCGGUCUCAAGCAGGCAUGUCCAGAGGGCGUAUUUGUGAGCUUAACACCAGGAGACCCGAUGCUGUGGUCUGGCGUCAUGUUCGUGAGGCACGGACCCUACGCCACGGCCAUCCUUAGAUUCCAAAUUUCGUUCCCCGACACCUACCCGCGGCUACCGCCCCUCGUGACUUUCUCGACGGACAUGUUCCACCCGCUCAUCACUCCAUUAACGACGUACAUGUACACCACCGACAUCCAGGACAACGGCACCGUGAGCGCCACCGACGCCGAGCGUUUGCCGCCCGGCGGCUUCAGCCUGCGACACGGUUUCCCGGCUUGGUUUGGACGGGGAAGUCGGAGCGCUGCGGGGAGCAGGCAAGUUAGCGGACAGCAGCAGCCGCCCGCGACGCCGGCGAGAGGGGGUGCGUCGAGCAGUGCGGCCACAACUCCGAACUCGAAGGCAACUCCGCCCGGAGGACGCCCCGGGUAUUUGGACACUUCGAGGCGAGAGGUCUCGACUUACGAGGUUUUGAGGUAUAUUCGGAGCACAUUCGACGACGAGAGCGUACUUGAUUCGGUGCCGCUUGAGGCCGCGGGAAACCCCGGUGCGUGGCACGCGUGGAAGUCGCGUCAGAGACAGGUUGGCAAGGGCUCUGUAGUUGCUGUACCGCAGCCAGAGGAGAAGAAGGAGGGGCAGGAGCAGGAGGAGCAGAUCAAGGAGGGUGAAGCUGCCGAUGGCGAGGGAAAGACGGAGCAGGAUGCCCCAGUACCUGAGGCCGAGCCUACUCCUGAGGCCGAGCCCAAGCCCGAGCCGUCGACACCAGUCGCCAACGCGAUUAAGAGGAAGCCUGUGUCUGGUGUCGUUCCGACCCCAAAACACCCGGGAGAGUGGAACUGGGAAGGCGUGUGGGAGGACAGAGUUCAGAAAGGCAUCGCGGCAUCUCUUUCAGAAGCUGUCCUAUACGGAGCAGCGAGUGGCGGUGAUGAUCUGAUCAACUUCCUCGCAAUGGAGGACAUCGAAGUGGACUCUGUGCGGGAUAACCUGCUGAGGACGCUGGGAAGCGGCACCGCGACUCCUGAACGGAAGAGCAUGGACCGAAGGUCUAGCAUGCAGGGCGUGCCUGCCGCCGAGUGA